This is a messenger RNA of Drosophila persimilis, 979 nucleotides long. RefSeq lists its product as uncharacterized. The coding region runs from base 90 to 842 and encodes 250 amino acids. Lineage: Eukaryota; Metazoa; Arthropoda; Insecta; Diptera; Drosophilidae. The transcript has 5 exons. The record is from RefSeq and is a predicted model, not a curated record.
CAAAGAGACCGAGUCACAAGUGCCCAAAAGUACAGCCAAUAACCCAACACAACACCCAACAAAACCUACAACUCACACACAGCUACAAAAUGGAAUACCGGUGCUUUAGUAGAAGUUCUGUCAAACACCUAACGGCGCUCUGCGUCAUCAGUAUUGCACUCACAUGCGCCAAUGCGGCGUUAUGGCCCAGCUACAGCAGCAGCGACGAUGCGCCUUCCAGCAGAUGCGCCGGAGGGCGUGGACUGAAAUACCUAUCCGGUGAUGCGCUGACGGAUUCGCCAGACUGUUUGGGCCCCAACAAUGCGCCAUAUCCCAGUGCGGCCGUUGCGCGCACAUUCUCCAACUGGAACGGAAAUUCGCGACGUGGACGCCAGAGCAAAUUGCCGACCACUCUGGAUCCCGCUGUGACCACGAGUGCACUUUUGAGGGCCUACGAUGAGGUAAACAAUGAGGCUAUCGGAAGCAAUCGUUAUGGUCGUUCCCUGAAGAAUGCCUCGCCGGCGCAUCAGUGCAAGAGCGAUACACCGGCGCGUCUGUGCAAGACGCGCUACAACACCACGGCACCCAUGUAUGGCGUUAGUUUGACCUCUGGCCAGCCGGUCACCAUAGUUCAGAAGUUCCCCGAUCUCCUGCAGCAAGUCGUCUUCGAAGUGUGCGAGUCCUCUGAAUGUGAUGUGGUUCGCGGCGAGUGUACGCAAACCUAUGUGCCCUACCUGUUCCUGGUCAUCCCCCUGGGUCCCGUGACGCUAACCGGCCAGGACUAUGUGCUCGUGGAGAGCGGAUGCGUCUGCAAGCCGAAGUACUCGACGGGCGCCGCCCAGGAGCCCAACAUGAUACCGUAGGCGUUGGAGCGUACUACCACCAGUACUACGCCCACCCACUAGGAACACAAACAGCAACCAAAAGAACUGAGCGAGUUUUGGUCGAGGGUCGAAGCUGAGCAGCGGCUGGCUGCCUGGCUAAAUUAAUAUGUACUUAA